AUGGUUCUCAACGUCUUUAUGACCAAACAACGCUCCAAAGUCCAAGGCUUUGCUCGAAGCACCCCUCGUGUGAAGGUCAAGCUCAGCAAAGAAGCUCGAGCUGCCCUCACUUCCAUCCGACGAGAGCGCUCUCAGAAGUUCAAAAACGACCUUGAGGAAGCUUGGGAGCAAAUUGACAGGUCAACAGCCACUAUUGCUGCAGAAAACAGCAAGAGUAUUCAAUGUGUGCGAAAAGAUCUUUAUAUGAACCGUUCUCUUCAGUGUUCAAAGAGGAAGGCCAAUAGUUGGAAUGCGUUCUGCUGGAAGAAGAGUCAGGAGUGCAGUGGAGAGAACAAGGGUGUUGGUCCAAAGGCACUACAGAACAUUCUUCAUGCUCAUACCGCAGAAUAUCAUUCGCUAUCAGACGAUGAAAAGAAACAAUUAUUAGUAGAGUAUUCAGCACAUUUAGAAACAAAGAAGACUGGAUUUUGCAUGACAACGAAGUCUCGAAUCAACGACGUUACAGAGACCCUAAAGAUAAUUGAGAAUGAGCUGGAAAGCUUAAGGUGCCGGACAGGCAUCGAGGUCAUGCUUUAUGUGGUCCGUGGAUCGACAGAUUUGCCCCUCCGUGGGGUUACAUUUUCAACAGAGGGAAUUGAAACGUUCAUGAGAACUUGUAUGGGUAUCAACAAUCAGGACCUGCUUAGUAAGAUGGAGGGUUUUGCAAUUCAAGGCAUCGCAGGUGCUGCGAAGAACCAUCAGCAGCAUGUUGCCGAAGUAAGGGCCACAAUCCGAGCUGAGAUCAACAUGUCACUUCGUGCCAUUUCCGGGGAUCAGAAGGCAAAGAUGCAAUGGACACAGUACUGGCGGAACAUAAUCCAACGCUAUCAAGUCAAAAUUGAAGGCUGGCCAGAAAACAUUCCUUUCGGCAAUCUCAGCCGGAUUUCCAGUGCUCUACCUGACCUUGAGAUGCUCCUUCGGAAAUGGCAGUCUGGUGCUACAUACUGGAAGAAUCUCACAGACGAGGAGUUUAAGGAACUGAGCGUAGAGCAUGAUCACCAGAUAGAAUCUGGUGAUAUUCAGGUCCUGAAACGUCGGACUCGUUCUGACAAAGGUGAGAAGAGAGCAAAGAAUCAGAAGGCCGAUGACAAGGCAAAAAAAGGAAAGACUUACAAAAGUGCCGCUGUAGUUGACAGUAGCAGCAAAGACGAGGCUGUUACUGACACAUUCACAGUCAGUACAGGUCCUGCAACAACAAAUACCACAGCCGUAGCUGACAAACCCGCUGCUGAUACGAGCACCGCUAAUCCACUCGUUGCUGACACAACUGGAAUCAAUUCACCCAAUGCUGACAUACCCACUGCUCAAUCAGAGCCUCCUGUUGCAUUGCCAGUCAGCACCAAUUUGCACAUGCAACAGACACUCACCUCAACAUGCAGUUUUCCGCCUUUGUCUGGGUCAUUCCCCGGAAUUGAUGUCGGAAAUCCUUAUGAUCCUUUCGAGUUGUGGACUAAUGGAUCAUUCACAACGCAAGUCCCUUCGCUAUUGUAA
Molecule: messenger RNA, 1530 nt
Organism: Serpula lacrymans var. lacrymans S7.9
Lineage: Eukaryota; Fungi; Basidiomycota; Agaricomycetes; Boletales; Serpulaceae
Exons: 5
Coding region: 1-1530 (509 amino acids)
Source: RefSeq, a predicted model, not a curated record